Molecule: messenger RNA, 7281 nt
Organism: Chelonia mydas (Green sea turtle)
Lineage: Eukaryota; Metazoa; Chordata; Testudines; Cheloniidae
Gene: SLC35E2A
Product: solute carrier family 35 member E2A
Exons: 10
Coding region: 1148-2368 (406 amino acids)
Cellular component (GO): Golgi apparatus
Molecular function (GO): antiporter activity
Source: RefSeq, a predicted model, not a curated record
CCAACUGGAUUUUCACUAGCUGCCUCUUGUUUCCUUGGCAUCUCUGAUGCACUCCUAGAGGUAAAAAAACUUUUGCCUAUUUUUAAAAUUGUUGUAAGUAAAGCUGGAGGAAAAUUUUUGGAUGAAUAGUAUUGUUUGACCUGAAAAUAUUUGGAAAAUUGACACACAAAGUUUUGGCCAUUCACAAAAAAGGAGGAGAAGGAAGAGGUAGUGCCACCCUCUCCCUGCCUUAUAAUAUUUGGCCGUGUGUUGGAGAUCCAAGUUUGAAUCCCUACUCUAGAACAGACCCAAACCAGUUUUUUUAUUUUUAAAUUUCAAACUGCUGCCAAACUGAAAAAUCAGUUAUUCUCCUAGUUCUAGUUGGAAUUGAUUGUCUUGCUACAUAAGCUUUAAUUGAGACCUAUGUAUUAACUUGUCCACCAUACUCAGUUACAUUAGUGGUUGGAAUGUUAUGCUUUAGUAUGAACAAAUUUGUGUUGACUAAAGAACUGUAGAUAGAUAGCAGAAUGUAAUUAUCAAUAAUCUUACUGAUCUGCAAUGUUGAUUUAGCAGCAAAGAGUCCUGUGGCACCUUAUAGACUAACAGACGUAUUGGAGCAUAAACUUUCGUGGGUGAAUACCCACUUUGUCGGAUGCAUGUAGUGGAAAUUUCCAGUGGCAGGUAUAUGUUGAUUUAAAAGGACACUGGUCCUUUCUUUCAUAUUUUCUAGAAAGAAAAAAAAUCUUUCUUCAGAAGUAUGUUUUCUUUGUGAGUACUUGGAGAACAAUCACCUUAUACUCUGCAGAACUGUUAUGAUGACUGGUUGUAUUGAAGAAAACUUCUAGAUAAGACAGGCUUAUCCAUUACACGCAUGACUGUUGGUAUCAGGGGAAGACGACCAAAUUAAUCCCAGAUGGGGACCUAUUUCAGCCAAUGUCAGACUUUCCAGUUAAUUUAAGGUAGCAGAGAAAGCAGUUGACCACCGGAAGGAAGUAUGUGAAGUUUAUUUCUAAACAAGAUGUUGUCUGGAGGACCAAAUAAACUUUUAUGGACCAUUGGAGCCGAAAGAUUAGUUACAUGACAUUAUUUUUGUCUCUUCACUGUGCAGUUCUGUACCAAGUCAAUGUUGCUUUAUGUUAAGACCAAACAGUAGUCUCCUGACAUCAACAUGUCAUCUGUAACAAACACUCAGACUCUGGCGGACUUUGAUCCUCCUGUCCCUGAGGAAAAGUCAAAGGGGAAAUCAUUAUUUCAGUUGGGCCCCUUCUUUGCUAACAGGAGUGAGAAAAUUGUAAUUGCCAGGAGUGACAGUGUACCAGAAGAAAAUGUACUGAAAAUAACCAUCACUGAGACUACAGUCAUUGAGUCGGACUUGGGCAUCUGGAAUUAUCAUGCUCUGAUCUACCUCACAUUGUGGUUUUUCUUUAGCUUUUGUACCCUUUUUCUUAACAAAUACAUUCUUUCACUACUGGAAGGAGAACCCAGCAUGCUAGGUGCUGUUCAGAUGCUUUCAACCACUUUCAUUGGCUGUAUAAAAAUGUUUGUUCCAUGCUGUUUGUACCAGCACAAAACACGUAUCUCUUACCCUCCCAAUUUCAUCAUGACAAUGUUGUUUGUUGGACUGAUGAGGUUUGCAACAGUGGUUUUAGGUCUAGUAAGCUUGAAAAAUGUGGCUGUUUCAUUUGCUGAAACAGUUAAAAGCUCUGCACCUAUUUUUACUGUCAUUAUGUCCCGGAUGAUUUUAGGGGAAUACACUGGAUUGCUGGUGAAUCUGUCUCUCAUUCCUGUCAUGGGAGGAUUAGCUCUAUGUACAGCCACUGAAAUCAGUUUCAACAUUCUGGGUUUUUCGGCAGCUUUGUCUACUAACAUCAUGGACUGUUUGCAAAAUGUUUUUUCCAAAAAGCUGCUCAGUGGAGACAAAUAUAGGUUUUCUGCUCCAGAACUUCAGUUUUACACAAGUGCUGCUGCAGUUAUUAUGCUCAUUCCAGCUUGGAUAUUUUUCAUGGAUGUGCCAGUGAUUGGGAAAAGUGGAAGGCGUUUCAGUUACAACCAAGAUGUCAUUGUACUGCUCCUAAUAGAUGGAGUGUUGUUCCAUUUGCAGAGUGUUACAGCAUAUGCCUUGAUGGGAAAGAUUUCUCCUGUAACUUUCAGUGUUGCUAGUACUGUGAAGCAUGCGUUGUCAAUCUGGCUAAGUAUUAUUGUGUUUGGUAACAAAAUUACAAGCCUCUCAGCCAUUGGGACAGUUCUAGUAACAAUUGGCGUUUUGCUAUAUAACAAGGCAAAGCAACAUCAGCAAGAAACAAUACAAAGCCUGGCAGUGGCAGCCUCACAGAACACAACUGAAGAUACCAAGCCACUAAUAUCCAAGGAUUUAAAGCCAUAUGAGUGAUACGGCUCUUAAUUCUUCCACCACAACCUGACAUAACUCAGAGGAACUCUGUCUUAAAUGGACGCUACCCUAGCUGUUGGCAAUGCUUGGUUUCUUUGAAUUCACAACAGGUGAAAGAAUGGACUUCACUGCAGAGAAGGAAAAAAGGAGACGAUCCUAUAAGCCCUGGCUUACUAGAAACUGACAUGUAGAACAGAAGACCAAGAGUAAUCCAAUAUGGUAAACAUUGGCGUCAUACUCCUUUCUUGACUCUGCAAAUAAAUAACAAGACUAUACUGGAGAUAAAACUUCAGUGUCAGAUGGCAAAAUAACUUGUGCCCCAGCCCCACCAAAGUAAUGUGAUAACAUGACCCAUCCCUGUUUUCUGCAUGCUUGCAGUAGGAUGAAACUAGUGUGGAGGAAAAAAAUGUCUAGUUGCCACUCUUCUUAAACAUCCUAGACUGCGGGUGUGCAUGGAGAGGAUCUGGGAGAAAGCACUUUGAAAGACAAAAUCAGUAAUUUUUGUUUACACAGCUGUUGGUGUAAAUGAUGAAAAUAGGCAGCUACUCUUGAGUAUAAAGCCAGCAAAGAGAAUUUGUGCUUUCCUUUGAAAUUCUCUAACAACUGGAGCAUUGCAGUUUGCCUGGGUACCGACCACAUUCAUGUUUCUGCAAAAAUGAAACACGCACACAUGCCUAUAAACUAGGAGUCAACACAAAUAAGUAUAGUUGCUAUCAGGCAAAAACCACUGGAAAUUUUCAGAAAUAAAUGAGGCAUCAGCAUUUCUAUAGUAAGUACUGUCUUAAUUCUAGAAAUACAAAAGUUUCAUUUGCAUUGUAAUUUAUCAUAAAAUAUUUUUGAGGCAAGAGGGGAAUGAGUUUGUUUGUUUUAAUCUAUAGGAGAGCAGUAAAAAAACAAUAGACUUCUUGAAAUUCGGGGUUACAACUGUCUUUAGCUUUUGUGCUCAAAUAUUUUAGUAUGUCCUGUUACAGUGAUAAGUCAGAAUGGAUAGAGUUUUAACCUUAAACUGAGAAUAUUCUGAUGUCUGUUUCUUUAAAGUUUUUUUUUAAUUUUGCAUGAUAUAAUAUUAAAAAAAAAUCAGUGCUUUGAGAGAAAGAAGGUAGAAAGCUUCAGCUUCAUUUUGAUUAUUUCACUUUUAAAAAACGCUAAAUCUUUCUUCAUUGUUGUCAGAAUUACAGCAUAGGCCUCUCUCUCCAUAGGGCAGCCAUGGUCAUCAAUCAAGAUUUAGAAAUUUCUUACAGUAACUGGUGUAGUCCUGGUUUUACCUAAUGUUAGUGAAACCCAAAUCAGUGCCGUGAAGCACAGUGUAUCAUGCCAUAGGCAUGUCUAACUUUUACCAGACAAAAAUAUAGCAACUUGCUCUGUGGUACAGUCAGAUUUCACUCUCAAACAAAGUGAUGGAUUUGCUCACUCAUAUAGGGCUUUUAAUAUAAAAGAAAUUGCCCCUCCAACUGCAAACAAUAAGUGCUUUUCUCCAGUAAACCAAACCAUUAAACUACAAGUAACAAACCCAAACAAGAUGCAAUCUGGGGAUCAUGAAGAGUUUGGGCUGUGAAAAAUUGGGAAUAAAAAACAAAGCUAAGGUAUUAUUCUCAAAGUGUUCAUCCUUUUUUACUGCCUACACACUAAUGUUUGCACUAGCUUUAUGUCUGCCCAUCUGACAUGAUCUGGAGAGUGGUCUGUGCUGUAAGGUCAGGGAUAUUGGGAACACAUUGAAACAAAGCUAUGCAUUGUUUAAAAAUCCAGUAGUUAAUGUAGAGUGGACGUGCUGCAAUAUAAAACUGUUUCCUUUUAGCUAUUAGAUAUAACUUGCAAUUGUAGUAGUUUCUUUAGACCUGUUUACUUAUUUGGGCAAAUCUGCUGCAUGUCUAGAUCCCUUUAGGGAAAUAAAAAGUUAAGCUUGGAGUUCUGUUUGACAAGAUGCUAGCUUCAGAAGAGUCUGUCUAUAUGAAAGAGUCCACCAUUUAUCCCAUAAAUAAAUUGAGCAUAGUCAGUAGAAUUUAUUGGACACAUUCUGCACAUAGCCAAUUGGCAUAUGUUUCCAGCCUGGCACUAUUUUUCUCAUCUACACAAGGGAUAAACAGAUCUGUAGCUCCAUUUGCCUUGUGACAGCUCAACAUCUAGCCAAAUAAACUACGUGAAUCAGACAAAUUUCUGAUGAAUGUCAUCUAGAUGCAAAGUCAUAGGUAAAGCUGUGGACUCUGUGAGAUCAAGCUCAUUUUUAAGUUCUGCCUUCCAAUAGUUGACUUAGCGUUCUGCAAGAAUUUACAGUCGCAAUUUCACUGAGAUUUUCAAAGUCCAGUAUCACUUCUUGGCUUACAUAAAGGUAGAUAAUUGUCAAUAAUUGUGCACGGAACCAAUAUUUUAACUGUCUAGCAUAUUUUUUAUAAAAAGUACACAUCUUCCAUGAACUGCCAUUCUAAGAUGUAAUAUAAGUGGCUUAAUGAAAGCAUUUGAUUUUUUUAUUUUUUAAGCUUGUCCUGAUGUAAGUUACCCAAUGCAUUAUUUUCACUGCCAGUUUCUUUUUGGUUGCAUAUGGAAAACAUGACAAAUUUCCUGUUGCCAAAGUGUAUAAUAUGUUUAUUUGAAAACCAAAGGGCAUAUCCUUAUUUUGCAUGCAUGAUUUUACUACAUCAGAAUAAAUAUAUCGUCUUGGAUUUCUGGGAUGUCAAAGGGCCUUCAACUAAACCAUUGUGUAAAUACCUAGCUAAUUUGGCAAGGAGAGAGAUACUGAAAACCACAGGAUAAACAUAAAUCACAGUAGGAUAGGGCAGGUAUUUAUUUUAAAAUCCCUCCCAUCCCUAGUAUGGCAUACUGAUGCUUGACUGACGGGACCAACUGACUUGCAGAUAUAAGGAAACAGUUCUUUAUUAUGUACAUUAACGAUGAUGAUACUAUCCCCAAAACUACAUAUCUACCAUCUGAAGAUGUGGUUAAUAAAGCUGCUAUUGGACAAUGAUUAUAUAUUAAUCUCCCCAUGGAUAUAAAAUGCUGGGUUAAUUGUAAUUAGGUUGUGACCAUUUCAUGUUGAAUCCCUCUCUCCCCUUAUGACUAAGCGAUCCCAGUGUUCUAGUUACCCUGCAAUUUGAUCUUUCUCUAACUUUCUUAUAAAAAUCUGAGUAGCAUUUGUGGUACAAAUGAGUUACUGUGAAGACUCCAUUAUCGUGCAUUGACUGCUGCCUGGAUUUUAGCACAAGUGACUGACUUGAGCAGUCAUAAGGAAUAAUUUCUUUUUCAAAUAUGAAUCAAAGCUAAUAUUUUUUUUGUUUGUUUUAAAAAUUAUAGCUCAUGGCCUAUUCCUGACUUUUAUUCAUAGUUUCUCCCCUUUUCUGCAGGUUAUUUCCCCUGUGUUAUCGUCUUUUAGUGGGUGUAGGUUAGAGAUGUAAAUAUUGUUUAAAAAGUUGACUGUUUAAACAAUUAAAAUUACAUGGUUUAAUCGGUUAACUGAUUAAAGGGAGAGGGGCUGGGGUUGGUUGGUUGGCCCGGGGCUGGGGCUGAGGUCAGCUGGCUCGGGACUGGGGCUGCUCCAGCCAGCUGGCCUAGGGUUGGGAGUUAACGGUUAGGGUGGGUUAACCAGUAAGACUAAUGCUUACUGGUUAACCGUUUAAUAUUUUAUAUCCCCAGUGUAGCUGCUUUAAGUUUCCCCUCAUACCAAUAGCAAGGGAUAGGUGUCUUGAAAAUAACUUGGACAUUUUUUUUUCUCUUGUUCUCUUUCCAGCCACUGCAGAUCUCUAUAAUCACUCUUGUGUUUGUCUUAAGGAAUGAAAGUGCUCCCAAGCCCAGCUUUUGCACAGUCCAACAUGAUGCCUCAGAACUGGGGUGAAUGUUUAGUUUUUAAGCCAUUUCUUGAAAGCUGAACACUUCAUGCCUAUUUAAGCAGCAUUUUACUAAUUUAAUGGAGCUUCCAGAACCACAUUUUGCUAGUCACAUUAGUAACCCUAUCUAAGAAAAUAUGACUCAAACUACCCCAGUUGGGCAGCUCCUCUUCUAACUGUUUUUAGGAGAGAAUCUAAUCACAUCUUCUCUAUCCUGUCGGUAAGGGAUGGAGAAGAGAAGGAGGAGCAGGACCCCAGAAAUGGUCAUCAGUAUCCACUUGGAGAGAAUUUCAGCUCCUGAACUGCAGUAAGGCAAGGCUUGCUGGAAGCCUCAGAAAGCUGCCAUGGUUCAGCACCCCCAGAGCCAAGUUUUUGCUAACUAGUCAUUGAUUAGAAGAAAGAAUCAGUGAAUUGCUAUUUCAGUGCAGGCAAACUGAUCUAAAUGAAGAUUUAAAUAAGUAUGUUACAGAAGAGAGGAAUUUAUCAAGUGGGUAAUAGUAGGGUGACCAGAUAGCAAGUGAAAAAAAUCGGGACCCUUUUUUUCCCCGGGGGAACGAGAUAGUUGUAUGUAAGACAGAGCCCCUAAUAUCAGGAUGAUCCCAAUAAUAUGAGGAUCUCUGGUCACCCUAGAUAAGGGUAUUGGCUCACCAUUCAGCAGUCCUUUAAAUGGAAGAUACUUUAGUGUCUGAGAAACUUGAAAACACAGUAACUCUAAUUGCUGCUUCUAUGUCAGGGCCAAACCUUUAUGUAUUUGAUACCAAACUACGAAUGUUGGACUGAAGUACAAGAUACAUACUAUUUUGUAGGUAUUUUGUAUAGUCACAAUUCCAGUGUUUAUGUAAGGUAGGACAUUUGAGUACUUUAUAAAAAAAAAAAAAAAAUCCCUCAUGCAUAAUCAAUUAAAUAUAACUGUUAAUUCUGUUUGUAAUAAAUAUCUGAUCCUGUGGAUACCAGUCAUGAUUCUUCUUGUGUAUGAUGCAAACAGACAUGAUUAAACAUCCUCGUUUUUUACUUAUUCUUGAAAAGAAGAAAAUUAAUGUAUAAUGUUUUUUAUUCAUUAUUUCUUCUAAGAAAAAAAUAAAAAAUUCCAUCAUGUAA